Molecule: messenger RNA, 2798 nt
Organism: Microplitis mediator
Lineage: Eukaryota; Metazoa; Arthropoda; Insecta; Hymenoptera; Braconidae
Gene: Cad96Cb
Product: protocadherin Fat 4
Exons: 18
Coding region: 363-2726 (787 amino acids)
Biological process (GO): homophilic cell-cell adhesion
Cellular component (GO): cell-cell junction; plasma membrane
Molecular function (GO): calcium ion binding
Source: RefSeq, a predicted model, not a curated record
UUGUAAUAAAGUCUCGAAAGCAGACCAUUUUAUGGCCCUACGGUCAGUCUUAUUACCGGACAUUCACGGGAUGCGUUAUUAUAACGCUAUUCUUUAAAAAAACUAAUUGAAAUUUAUGAUACUUCCAUUAUAAUAUUUAAUAAAGUGAAAAAAUUAUUCUACUACAAAUAUUUUUUAAUAUUUGAUAAUUUAUCUAAACAAUAAUUCAUUAUUAGAUCUUAUAUUAAUAUAGUCGCCUAUAAUUGCGUUAAUAAUUUAAAUUGGUGUUGGUGUUUAAGUUACGUGAAAAAAUUAUUUUCCGUUAUGGUGCAGGAAAUGAAUUAUUGGAUUAGAAAAUAUAUUCAACUAGUUUGUAAAAUAAAAUGCUGAAAUUAUUGUUUAUAUUAUUAUUCUUAUUGUAUAUUAGUUACGGGCAACUAAUUAGAGAUACAAGAUGUUUUUUGGAAAAUGGAGCAUCAGCUUCUCAUCUUUUUGUGAGCGAAGACAAAAGUGUUGGGGAUACAAUAGGUGUCCUUGGAGUACUCGGAGAUCCAGGUAUUGAUGGAGAUAUUGAACUUAGACUACAAGAGCGUGAUAGUCCGGUAACCAUACUACCCCAUUCGCGUAAUUUAACCCUCAUUAAAACUCUUGACAAAGAAGGAAUCGAUGGCCCAGCUAGUGUUUACAUCACCGUUAUUUGUGAAAGACGCCAUACUUUAGAUCCUGUCUUUUCCAUUCCGGUAAAUAUACGAGUUACUGAUGCUAAUGAUAAUGCUCCACAAUUUGUCAAUGCUCCGUACAUUCUAAACAUUUCAGAAGUCACUGUGGUGGGUACUCGAGUUUUACAAGGAGUAAGAGCUGUGGACAUAGAUCAACCUGGGCCUUAUUCAAUUGUUCAAUACAGCAUUCUUCCAGGCCCACAUUCCGAUUAUUUUUUUUUCAUAAAUGCUCUUGAAGGAACGCUGGUACUAAAAAAACCACUGGAUUUUGAAACUCUAAAUAACUUUUCUGUUAUUAUUCGUGCUCAGGAUCAAGGUAAUCCGCCACAGUCAUCUCUUACAACGCUGUCAGUAAACGUAAUUGAUGCUGAUGAUCAAAAUCCUGUAUUUAGUCAUGAUCAGUAUAGAGUUAUUAUACCCGAUGGAUUUCAAAAUAAAAAAAUAAUUUUGCCUGUAGAACCUGUACCAAUAAAAGCUGUAGACCAGGAUAUUGGUAUAAAUGCACCUAUUAAAUAUACAGCUCAAAAUGGUAUUUUGCCAUUUUUACAUUUAAAUUCUCAAACUGCUGAAAUUACUUUAAUACGUAACUUAUUGGAUCAUGAAUUACUUACACCAUCUACAAUAGUUAUCAAGGCGACACAAAUAGAUAAUCCAGACCGAUUUAGUUUAGCAACUGUUAUAAUAUCCAGAGAAAGUAGUAUUAAUGCGAUUCCUACAGUAGACGUAAAACGGCCAGUAAAAUUUAUUCUUCAAGAUUUUACGAUAAACGUUCCAGAAAAUACACCGCGUGGUAGUGUAAUUCUUUCUACUGGUCUUAACAAAAUCGGUUCAAAUUUAAAAUAUUGGCUUGAAAAUACAGCAGAUGAAAAUGAGAAAUUUUCUGUUUCGUCUGUCGGAGAAAUUAUUCUCAAGGAACCAUUGGAUUAUGAAAAAAAAAUUAUACAUAAUUUUUUAAUUCAUGUUACAGAUGGUAUUAAUAAUGAUACAGCACGUGUGCACGUGGCAGUAGAAGAUAUUAAUGAGUGGGAACCAAGAUUUCGUCAUCCAAGAUAUGAAUUUCAUGCUCAUACUAUACGAGAAGGAUCUAUUGUCGGAAAAGUUGAAGCAGCCGAUGGUGAUAGAGGCGAUAGAGUUACAUUAUCAUUAAGAGGACCUGACGCUCGUAAUUUUCAAAUAAGAGACAACGGUGAGCUCAUUUUAACAUCUUCAGGACCAUUCAAUAGUACAUUAGCCCGUUUAGUAGCUGUGGCUACUGAUUCCGGAAAACCACCACGGACUAGUAUGAUUCCAUUAAUUGUACAUUUACCAAGUACACGGUCCAAUCCGAUCGCAGCACGUGCAGCCCCAGCUUGGCUUAGUGGGAGCAUUUUUCUUGUAGCUGGGUUUGGAGUUGUACUUGGUCUACUUGGGAUCGUUAUAUUAAUUCUAAUUUUAUAUAUUUACAAGCAAAAACGACCAAAAAAUGAAGGAUUGGUAAACUCAAUUGGAACAGGAUAUAGAGGUAAAUCACCAGUACCUUCCGCAUUGAAUCCAAGCCCUCAAAUUUUGGGUGCAAAUGUUAUUAACGAUAUAUCAGAAGAUACAAAAAAAAACUCACGAUCUAGAAAUAAAAAUAUAAACAAUCCAGUGUUUGGAAAAGAUAAUCAAAGUUUAUACAAUGCUGCGGGAGCAUUAUCGACACGACAUAUCCCGGGAUAUAAUCGACAUAAAGUUGCUCCAUUACCGAUUCCACCUUCAUUAUCAGCAACUUCGAAUAUACCAAACAUCGGCGGUUUGGUACAAAAUAUGAAUGAUUUAAGUACAAGAGCUAAUAUUGAUACUGUAUCACAAGAUUCUUCAAAUUAUUCAGUUGAUCCGCCCGACUCAUUAAUUCCUGUCUGGCCAGCAGAGGAUUCUUCGAGACAUGUAAAAAAACUGUCUUGGAAUGAUGACAGAAUUGUAGAUAAUGUUACAGACGAUAAAAUAGAGCAGCAAAAUGAAAAUAAUUAUCAAGGACCUGAUAAAUUAAAUCUGACUGUUUAUUUUUGAAAUAAUUUUGUUAUAAUCAAAAAUAAAUUUUUUUUUUUGACCAAGCGAUUCAAGAAUAAAAUUACCUACUUA